AGGACUAGCUAGCUACUUCUUGCCAACGCAACGGCAACACGUCCCACUUCUUCAAUCUUCUCCGCACGACAGAAGAACCCGUUUCUCGCCGCUGGGAAAAAGCGAUCCAAACCCUCCGAUCACGAAUGCUUUCUGACAGUGAGAGGAAGAAACACAAAACACGUAAAUUGAGUCUGCCGAAGCUUACCAUGGCACCUGAAAUAAAAGAUAACGCAAGACUCAUCGAUUCUCCACAUGGAGAUCUACAGAUCUCUCCGAACGGAUCGUUCGAUAUACCAGACGGAUACGGUCUAUUCAUUCAACUAGCGGCAACGUCCGAAAGAGUCUUUUUGGAAACGGAACCGGAUUGCCAUUUUCCAAAAAUACAUCCCAACUGCUACGCCCCCGAAGCGCUGCGAGACUUGUACCUCUUAAAAGGCGGCGGCAGUGGUACGGCCGUUUUUCACGGCUGGCAUCCCAAGUUGGGUUCCAUUGUGAUGAAACAUGGAGGCGCCAAGGACACCCGAGAAGUCUUCUCCUUGGCGGAAAUUCGCCGAGAGCUUGAAGCCCGCGGUGGAACGGAAGAAACGAUUGACGUUGCCGGAGUCUCGGCCGACGCAAUGCGACGUAGGAUACCAGAAUUCGUAGGAGUGUACAUUUCGAAACAUCACGUGCGGAAUCGUGCCAGAGAACUAUGGAGCACUCUACGAGAAACCUCUUUACACAAUCUCUUGUCGCUCAACACGGUCGCUGAUGAGGAAAUGGAUCUCGACGAUUCCUUGAAUGAACACGACCGUCGCAAACGACGAGAUUCGAUCACGGAACGUUUGGAUGCUGUUAAGGAAAAACGCGAAUUUCGAGUCUGUCGAGGCGAAGAUACUGGGUUCGAAGUGCUGUUCAGGCGCGUACUUUUGCACAUUCCAGCUUUUGAUGCUGAUGGAGUAAUUACCGAUGGAUUGCGCUUUUUGUACGAAUUGGCUGACCAGCUGGCAACUGAACAAGAACGGCAGUACUGGAAAGUUACCCUGUGUCAGAAGACAAUUGGUGGUGCGAACGCUGAGAAUGGUGCAUCAGUUUUGACACGAGGCGGUCUCAAGGGGAGCCUGCAGCAGAAGUUAAUUCAAGAGUUUUCGCAAGUUAUGCAGGAUUUGCAGAAUUUGACAUUGCCGAACGAGCGUAGUGGUGUCGAGGCGGUUCGAGUCGAGGUAGAUUCUCUCCGUGUGAGCCGCGAUAUUUUGACUGUCUCCAAAAUGGCAGAUAGCUUUUGUGGUUCCGCGAUACUCAAAAAUUUUAAGCCGAACGGUGGACGGUUCUUCAAGUUGAGAGAGAUGGGCUCGCUUUUCCGAAACAGCAAGGAGCUUCUACUCGCCCCCGGCGAAGCAAAACCUGCCAAAUAUCUGGGUAUGAUUUUAGAGCGUGGUUCCAAACUUUCCUGCGUUUUUCAUGAAGUUUUCGCCGUCCACUCGGCCCUGGAUGCAAUGGAAGGUAGCUGGUUGGAUGUUCUAGAGCAUGCAACGUCUCUGACACAAAAGUCGGCAACGGACCGUAUCUGGACAUGCGGCCUGACGGAUGCCGGUUUGCACAAUACGUUCCUAUCCGAAGAACGCGGACUGGAACUUUUUGAUUUAGGCGAGCCUCAGCUUGUCCCGCAACCGGCAUUUCUCACCAAAUUCCUCAUGUCCUUUUUUCACACACUGGGUAUGCAGGAAGGCGACGACGGGAAAUGGGUGCGACGAUUUGUAGUUGCGAGUGGCAAACUGAGCCUGACGGAGGAUACGAGGGCCUUGCUUCCAUACAUAUACAAAGCGUUCGAAGAAAACAUGGACCACUUCAUCUAUAACAUCUUUGGAGGUGACGAGAAUGUGCGAUCGCUGCUUCACAAGUACGUGGUGCUGCAGCUUCUUUCCGAUGCUGCCUUUUGCCUUGCUCGAUGGGAAAGAAAGGGCGGUGGUAAGGAGCGGAUCCGCAAUACUGGUUCGCUGCAUAAAUGGCUCUGGAGAAGUUUGUGGGACAUUUACAUUGCCUCGGAUGUGCACCACCGGCUCAUUCUAAAGGCAAACAUUCAUAAGUAG
Messenger RNA from Phaeodactylum tricornutum CCAP 1055/1, 2051 nucleotides. RefSeq lists its product with no specific name. Lineage: Eukaryota; Bacillariophyta; Bacillariophyceae; Surirellales; Neidiaceae. The record is from RefSeq and is a predicted model, not a curated record. The transcript has a single exon. The coding region runs from base 126 to 2051 and encodes 641 amino acids.